Molecule: messenger RNA, 1047 nt
Organism: Fusarium coffeatum
Lineage: Eukaryota; Fungi; Ascomycota; Sordariomycetes; Hypocreales; Nectriaceae
Exons: 1
Coding region: 1-1047 (348 amino acids)
Molecular function (GO): 2-oxoglutarate-dependent dioxygenase activity
Source: RefSeq, a predicted model, not a curated record
AUGCACAAGGAUCUCUCUUUCAGCUCACGAUGGAUACGGAAUCUAUCGAGAACGACCCCUCCACGCCUUCGUAUGAGUGGGAAUCGUUCUUAUGGGAGAACCAGAGUGCCUCAACUUACGCCCACACCUGAAGAGCACACUUCUAUCGGUCUAUUUCGUGAGCAAUCUUUUGAGCGCAAGAAACCUGUCGUCUUUGGAAAACAUCUUGGAUCCCCAACAUCUCUUCUACCAGCCUUGAAUAAAUGGUUCACCAAAGACCUUGGAUACAACUCGACAACACUGUCAGAACAUUUCGCUCAAUUUCACAAUGUCAUGGUUCCAUAUGAAAUCUACGCUUCGACCCCUGCACAGAAAAACAGCCUAGCGUUAUUUCGACGCCAUCUCGGGAAAGAAGAGACACAGGAUAUUAUCAUAGCAAGGAGUUGGGACUUAUGCUUUGCAGAUUCCAUAAACGAUCAGGAUUUCUUUCAACUCCACGCCCCCCUCCAGCUCUUCAAUAAGGUAUUGGAGUUUAACGAUGUUCUUGACGGUCGAGGCCUUCAAAGGAUCGUCCUAUACAUUGCUCAGUGUUCGAUCACAGAUUUACCUCAAGCCCUCCAGGAAGAUAUUCCUACUCCGGAAAUCGUCAAGCACACUGGAAAGGGAGACAUAUAUGACUCUAGCAUAUGGCUUGGCAUAACACCUACCUAUACGCCUUUACAUCGCGACCCCAACCCUAACCUGUUCUGUCAGCUAUCCGGUACUAAAGUGGUCAGACUCAUGGCACCAAGGGAAGGAGACUGGUUGUUCAGGAAAGUUCAGGCCGAACUGCAGAGGUCGGGCAAUAGCCGUAUAAGGACGGAUGAGAUGAUGCAGGGCGAGGAACGAGACAAGUUGCAUCAGGCUGUUUGGGAAGCUGAUGCCAAUGAACCCGUACCAUCAGGGACCUAUGAGGCAAUUCUCAGCCCUGGAGACGCUAUGUUCAUUCCUACCCAUUAUUGGCAUUCUGUCAAGAGUGUGGGUGAAAGUGGACAAUUAAAUGCCUCUGUCAACUGGUGGUUUCGGUAG